Molecule: messenger RNA, 3375 nt
Organism: Symbiodinium pilosum
Lineage: Eukaryota; Dinophyceae; Suessiales; Symbiodiniaceae
Source: the annotation of a GenBank genome assembly
AUGGCAGGUGUGAUCCGGGCCAACGGUGGUGAUAGUUGGUGUAUCUGCAUGUGGGCCUUUGCUCGCAUGAUCGAAGCGGUGGGGUGUGAAAACGUGCACCUGCGAUGCAAUGCCACUGAUCUGGACUUUGCCGAGACCGAGGGCUUUGCGGACCUCUUGCAGCUUUUUGCAGAUCAGCCCCCUGAUUGGGUGCAAAAGUACACAGGCUUGCCUCGGCGUGUGCAGAUCUUUCUGGUCAGGCUUUCCAUCGUACCUGCGCGUGCUGCGUACAAAGGGUUCGUCAACCCGCUGCGCCACUACAACGGUUUCGUCCUUGACAUCAAGGGCAGUGAGUCCGCAGAAGAGGUGAUCGCUGCUGUUGAGGAUUCCUUUCCGGAUGUGUUCGCAGUUGAACUAGCAUACAUGGCUGUUCUCCAAACGGUUGACAACACGCCUUUUGACCAGGGCUCGCAAGUGCAUGGCCUGGAUACGGACGUGCACCCCAGGAAGCUGAACUCAAAGGCGGACAUGCUGACAAUUCGGGCCGUGUAUUAUGAUGAUGAAGGAGUAGUCGCAGUGGUCCUGAGGUUGAGCCCUGGGCUGAACAACGAUCUCUACACCGAGGCGUUUAACAACAUGCACGCGCGAGACUUGUACAUCAUGCGGAAAAUACUACACGCGAAUGCUGUCAGGCUUGCACCCUGGGAUCCCAGCCAGGAUCAUUCUGCUUUUCUGCGCAUCUGCAAAAAGUAUGGAAUGUAUGUGAUCCCGACUUUCGACCUCGGGUACUUCUUGUCCACGGAAGCGAGGAGGACGGCCUUCAGUGAGAGGCAGUCCGAAGUGUGGAAAGGCUUUCAGAAGUUCGUGCAUCAGGCUCUCCUGGACACCGCAGAUUCUGAAGACCUUAUCCUGAUGUGGACGAUCAACUUUGGCCUCAACCUUAACGAGACAACGGAGGAAGGUCCCCGGUCGAUUUCAGUCCAGUCUGACAUCCGGGAUGAGUACUUCCAGAUGUUGCGCGUGAUCCGGUCGGCCCAGUGGCUCCAGGAGUGUGGGCCUGCGAAGAGCUCCUGCACUGGUGACCGCUUCAAACGGCCACUAGGCAUUCCACUUCUGCUUGACACCACCCUACGGCAAGACAACAUUGGUUGGUACCUCGGCUUCGCUGAAACUGUGUGGGGCACGUGGCCGGUAGACGAGCUCUCGCUGCGCAUUGAUGAGAAGACCUUCAAUCGUCUUCGGCCUCUAGGGGCCUUUGACGUCUGGAUUGCGCAGUCACAGCCUCCAACGAGUCGGCAGGGGCAGACAGAUUUGCAGCAGCAGUUGAAGUGGUUGAACGCCACAAUGCAAGAGAGCCACAAUGCCUUCACCUGGCACGACCUCUCAACGCAGACCCUGAAGAAUCCGUCGGGCGACGUGCUCGCAGGCUGCGACCCAGGCAUUGGAUGCACAUAUCCAACAAAGAAACUGGUGAUCACACAGUUUGGGUUUGCAGCUGAAGCUCCCAUGUAUGGCUCGGUAAACGAGGUUGUUGAUCCUGGCCUGCAGCAGCAAUUGACAGGUAGCUCCUCAGUGGGUCUUGAGGGUGCAAGCUCUGUGAGCCCAGUGAUGGAGAUGUUGGUUGCCCGGCAUCCGGACUUCUUCGAUGCCUUCUGGGCCUCCAAUCGUGGCUCCGUGUCCAAAGCCUCUCCCAUCCUGAACCUGUCAGAAGACAUCUUCGCAGGCUUCAACGUGCUUAUGCGCGGAGAGACUUCAAAGCAUGUCGACUGCCUGGAAUGGGAGAAGGGCAGAGAGGUUUCCUUCAAUUCCGCAUCGCUUUUCUUUACAAAAGUUGCCAGCGGCAAUGUCGGCGUCAUGCGAUCAAGGGAUUUGAAGGUUUUGACUGGAAGCUUGAACAUUGCCGACAGCUUCUCGUUCUAUUUCGCCUCGGUUGGCUUUUACUUGUACAACGUCGUGACGGACCUGUCUAUGAGGACUUAUGUGGUCAUCUUUGUGCUUCUCACGCUGUCCUCGAAAAGUCUUGAUGAUGUUGGCAAGCUGGAUUCUUUGCUAGCUGCUGAAUGGGUGAUUUCGUUUGGCACACUCGCAAUGUUCCCUCGCCUGAUGGAACUUACGCUAGAGUUUGGGGUCAUGGAGGGCAUCAUCCGCUUUUUGCCAUCUGUGCCAGGGGCUGUGCUUGUGUUCACUUUCAUGAACAAGUCCAUCGCCGAAGCGGUCGGCUCAACAAUGCAGACCGGUCUUGCUAACUACAUCUCCACAGGGAGACCUAUGGCAAACGAUCACUAUGGCUGGCGAGAUUGCUAUUUCUUCUACAGAGAAAGUCAUUACUACCCCGCUCUGCGCAUUCUGAUCAUGUACGCCGUCUACAGGUUCCUUGCAGAAACCUUCAACGUGGCAGCGCUGCCAAUGAUGAUUCUGCUGGCAACUGCACUGGUGUGGAUUGUUGGGCCGAUCCUCUUCUGCCCUCAGCCAACCCUUUGGUCCAUCCGGGACGACUUGUCAGAGUUAUGGUGCUUCAUAGUUGGGGCAUCCAACGCUGAUCGGCAGAUGGAUACCAAAGUGGUGAACCUCGAGGAGAAACUUGCAGCGAGCAAGGCAGACCCUCGAGCAAAUCUCUACGAUGUUUGGUUGUUUGACAAGCUGAAGCACAAGCGAGCUCCAGUAUAUGCGCGCAUGAUGGAGCUAUUGGUGGCGCUUUAUUUCUUUGUCGUCAUGCUUGCAGUUGUCUUUGGCACCAUGGUUGACCAGAUUCGUUCAGUCGUGUUGUUGAUUUUAGUGAACUACUUUAUUCUGGCCUUGUGGCGUGUCUUUGGCAAGCCAACAAUUCUCAUGAUGGUGUCCGGCGUGUUUUGGAUAUGUUCUGUGCCUGUGGUGCUGAACAGCCAGUCCCUAGGAGGACAAUACGGGACAUUGCUCGUGGCCUUCAUUCUAACGUUUCAGGGCUUGGCAGUCGUUGAAAAGUUGCUGCUGCUGUUGGCCUGGGCUGUGCUGCGUCCGGAUCCAAAUUGCGCCUCCAUGCCUGAGACCACUCCAGGCGAAUUGGCGCUGAAGAAAGAUGCAGCUCGAAAGGUCGAAGUGUAUGAUGCGCUCGUGGAAUACUUCUACCUGAAUUUCAUGUCGUACCAGUGGCACCUCUAUGUGUCGAUCAUGCUUCUGGUUGUAAACUUGAUCACGCAGCUCUUCGUGGCGAUCAUUGAGAUGCUGGGAGGGCUCCAGUCUUGGUGGUUGCUCGGUGGCAAGCUCAAGGGAGGUUGCUUCCGAGUGAAGAGGCCAGAGUAUAAGCCUCCGGGCAAUGACCAUGAUCCUCCGUCGGAGCGCCAAAGGCAGCUUUCGGCCUUCAAUCCAAGCUCGGUCUCAGAAGGCUUGAGAGCACGAGCGGUCAACGGCAUGCCGUAG